AUGGUAAUUGUUGGUUCAGUGUGGCAUAUGCUUUUAUUGACAUUAUUUCAAUUGAUUUUCAUCGUGUUCAGUGAAGGAAGAAAAGAUAAAACUCAUUAUGAAUCAAGUUACGUUUAUAUGCUCGUAAAAAAUGAAAUAAGUGGGAAAGAGCGACAGUUUUGUGUUAAUUACCAACAGUGGCGCAGUGACUUUAUCGCUGAAAGUGCAAUACAAGCAAAUGCUGUAGAAUUAGCUUGGUGGGGAGGUAUUGUUGGUAAUACAAAUGUUUGUGCAUCAAAUACCAGUGUAAAUUAUGCUGGCAAAGCUGUCGCGUUGAACUACAGGAUAACAGCAGAUGACGGGCGUUGUGCAGCACCAUUUGUUAUAUCUAACAUGAGUUUUAAAGGUGCGAUUCAGUAUGAGGUAGAUCAAUUAAUUUCACAGGAAGCAAGUGUUGCACUCAUACUUGUUGAUAGAGGACGCCAUUUUGUGAGCAGAUGGUUUGAUUAUUUGUUCGCUGAAUUUUAUGAUCCCGAUCUCAAUACAACAUUGCCGACAUUUUUUAUUUAUAAAAAUGUUUUUUUAAAUGAUUUAUUAGGUCUCAGCACAAAUAAAACAGGAAAAGAUCUUACCAUUAAAUUUUAUCGACCUUUAUAUUCUAUUUGGGAUUGGUCAAUGCUUAUUAUUUGGCUUCUUGCAGUUUUUUGUACUGGAGUUGGUGGGUUCUGGACAGGACGUACUAUAGGUGAUGAAGUAUCGCAAAAAAUCCACCGUAUCGAUGACACUCAAGCAAAAAAAGAUUCAUAUGAUAAAGAAACAAUAAAUUCAUUUGCAACUUGUGUUUCCAUUGCUCUCGUAAUGCUUAUUGUUAUUGGAGUGCUUAUGCUUGGCUUCUUUUUUCGGCCAGUGAUGGUAUUUGUUUUCAAUAUGUUUCUUGCAAUUAUUGGUAUAUUUAGCAUUCAUCGGUGUUUUAUGACGGUUAUUCAGCGUUACUGCAAAUCUACAUUAUCUUAUGGUUGUUCGUUACAUGAAAUGGCUCAGACUAUAUUUCGCAGAGAAUUAUUGCAUAUUAAUGAGUAUUUUUUAUCUAGGUCAUUCAUACUAUCUGUAAUUGUAUUCGUACUUUCCACUUUUAUUUGCGUAUCUUGGUUUAUUUUCCGGCGCAGUCCAUAUGCCUUUAUUCUUUUAGAUUUUAUAAAUGUAAAUAUUUGUUUAUACGCACUCAAAGGUUUCCGGUUUUCAUGUCUUAAGUGGUUAACCGUACUCUUAAUUUGUAUGUUCGUAUAUGAUAUAUUCAUGGUAUUUGGAACUCCUUUGCUUACCAGAAAUGGUUGUUCAGUUAUGAUCGAAGUAGCAGCUGGUACGGAUUGUUCAAAAUCGCAAGGUGUUUAUCCUGUUGCACCUAUAAAUAGCGACACACCAGAAAUGGUAAUGUUAUGUCAUUUCCCAAUGUUAUUUCAAGUACCACAUUUGCGUGAGCCGUUGAUCUCUUGCAUCGAUCUCGAAGUUGAAAAAGAUUUUCAUCCUGUAUUUCUUGGUCUCGGCGAUGUGAUAGUACCGGGGUAUUUAACAAGCUUUUGUUUCAUGGCUGAUUUAGCUAUUGGAACUUGUUAUCUUUAUGGCAUUGUUUCUCUGCAACAUAUUUUCCCACAAUUUAUAGGAUAUGGUGUUGGCCUUUUGAUGACUUUCUUAGCGCUAACAUUAAUGGAAAGUGCUCAACCAGCUUUAAUUUAUUUAAUACCCUUUUCGCUAUUACCAGUUAUGGUUCUUGCAUUAAUUCGUAAAGAGUUUAAAAUCUUAUGGAAUGGCCUCUUCGAAUUUAAAAAUGUUAUUCUAUUUUUAUGA
This is a messenger RNA of Dracunculus medinensis (Guinea worm), 1824 nucleotides long. Lineage: Eukaryota; Metazoa; Nematoda; Chromadorea; Rhabditida; Dracunculidae. The record is from the annotation of a GenBank genome assembly.